AUGCACAUUCCGACUCUUGUUACCGCCUUGACGUUCGGCCCGGCUGUAUUAGCAGCGCAGCUUAAGCAGAUCUCGAACUACAACAAUAAUGCGCAAGCGAAGCCGGGAAUGUGGGUGUAUGUGCCCGAUUCGGUCAAAAGCGACGCUCUAGUAGUUGCCAUCCACUCCUGCCAAUCGUCCGCGCAGUCGUACUUCCAGAACUCUAAGAUUCCAUGGCACCAAGGUUCUGACCGGAAGGGUUACGUGACUGUAUGGCCGAGCUCCACGUCACAGUGCUGGGACGUUUCGAGCAAGGCGUCACUCACACAUAAUGGAGGAGGGGAUAGUAAUGCGAUUGCGAACAUGAUAAAGUAUGCGAUUACGACGUACAAUAUCGACCCGAAGAAGGUGUAUAUUACGGGAGGAUCCUCUGGAGCCAUGAUGUCAAACGUCUUGGCCGCAACAUAUCCCGAUUUGAUCACCGCCGUUUCCCUUUACUCAGGCGUGCCUGCUGGCUGCUUCGUCUCGUCAUCGGGCCAGUCUGCGGCCUGGAACAACACUUGUUCAGGCGGACAAAGCAUCUCGACCGCGCAGCAUUGGGGCGACGUCGUGCGAGGGAUGUACCCAAGCUACAAUGGUACCCGCCCUCGGAUGCAGAUCUGGCACGGUUCGGUAGACGGCACCCUUUCUCCCAACAACUACAACGAGACUAUCAAGCAGUGGACCAACGUCUUCGGCGUCAGUAUGACUCCUACUUCUACUAAGCCGGACACUCCUGAGCGUAACUACCGUAUGGAUGACUUCGGGCCGAAUGUAGAGGGUAUUUGGGCGGUGGGCGUUGGGCACUCGGUACCCUCGCAUUUGGAUGCUUCAGAGGCGUGGUUCGGCCUGUAA
Messenger RNA from Trematosphaeria pertusa, 873 nucleotides. RefSeq names its product carbohydrate esterase family 1 protein. The record is from RefSeq and is a predicted model, not a curated record. Gene Ontology annotation, molecular function: hydrolase activity. NCBI's taxonomy places the organism in Eukaryota, Fungi, Ascomycota, Dothideomycetes, Pleosporales, Trematosphaeriaceae. The coding region runs from base 1 to 873 and encodes 290 amino acids. The transcript is spliced from 3 exons. Gene Ontology annotation, cellular component: extracellular region.